Lytechinus pictus (painted urchin) is the source of this 5432-nucleotide messenger RNA. RefSeq names its product 3-oxoacyl-[acyl-carrier-protein] reductase FabG-like. The record is from RefSeq and is a predicted model, not a curated record. The coding region runs from base 32 to 823 and encodes 263 amino acids. Lineage: Eukaryota; Metazoa; Echinodermata; Echinoidea; Temnopleuroida; Toxopneustidae. Gene Ontology annotation, molecular function: oxidoreductase activity. The transcript has 9 exons.
GCGUGGCCUAGGCAUUUUUCAGUAAUCCAAAAUGGCAGCAUCCAUGGCGUCUUCUUCUCUUGCGGGUAAAGUUGCUAUCAUCACAGGAGCCAGCUCAGGGAUAGGAGCAGCAACAAGCAUCCUCUUUUCUCGGCUUGGAUCAAAGCUAGUCCUAGCAGGUCGAAAGGAGGAUAACUUGAAGAGGACGAGAGAUGCGUGCAUGCAGACAGGAGACGAGGAGCCUCUUCUGGUCGUCGGGGAGCUGAGAGAUGGUUCAUACAGAGAAAACCUUGUGGAGCGGACGGUGGAGAAGUAUGGAAAGCUGGAUAUUUUGGUCAACAAUGCUGGGAUUAUAUCUCUAGGAUCUAUUGAGAACAGUACAAUGGAGAAUUACGACACCAUGAUGGAUAUUAAUGUUCGGUCUGUGUUCCAUCUGACAUCAUUAGCAGUACCUCACCUCAUUGACACCAGAGGAAACGUAGUAAAUGUAUCCAGUGUGAAUGGUCUACGAGCAUUUGCAGGAGUUUUGAGUUACUGCAUGUCAAAGGCCGCUUUGGACCAGUUUACAAGAUGUGCUGCACUGGAUCUGGCCCCUAAAGGAGUGAGGGUGAAUUCUGUUAACCCUGGAGUAACAAUAACUGAACUGCAGAAGAGAGGGGGUCUAAGUGAUGAAGCCUAUGCAAAUUUCUUGGAGAGGAGUAAGAUGACGCACGCCCUCGGCCGCCCAGGAGAAGCCAGUGAGAUUGCGGAGAGCAUUGCUUUCCUAGCGUCGGAUGCAUCGUCAUUCAUUACUGGAGCCACCUUGCCAGUAGAUGGCGGCAGACACGCCAUGUGCCCAAGAUAAGAGUUACAUGUUUACGUGAUUGUAACGAUCCAUGUCCAUUCAUCAUCAUUCAAAUCGGUCAGCAUUUUCCCUUUUAAAAAGGGUUAUUAUUGACUCUAACUCCCUGAUUACACUCUCUAUUUGCACUUCUUUCCGUCUUGUGCAUCCUCCUCGUUCAGACCUACCUUACUGCUUUCCUUCUUCACCAUAUCUUUCCAUGUAACCUUUGGUCUUCCAUUUUCUCUUAUGCCGUCUUCUGCUCAUGCCAUCCACUGUAACAAUUAAUUUAUUCAUGAUAUAAAAAUGUAUGUGUAAUAUGCGUCUUCAGUCAUUGCUGGAGCCAUCUUGCCAGUAGAUGGCGGCAGACAUAUUUUCCCAAGAUAAGGCUUGUAUGUUCAUGUGAUCAUUAUGACAAAGCAAUUCAUGUUAUUAAUGGAAUAAUAGGCCUAUGUGUCACCCAUUACUAUUGCCAUCUUGCCAGUAGAUGGCGGCAGACAUGAUAUUCGCCUAUUAUGUAUGUUCAUGUGUUUAUAAUGACUGAUCCAUUCAUGACAUCAAUCGAAUAGUAUGUGUCAUUCAUUACUGGAACCAUCUUGCCAGUAGAUGGCAGCAGACAUGAUAUGUGCCAAACACAAGGGUAAUAUGUUUAUGCCAUUAUAAUGAUUACUCAAUUCAUGAUUUUGAUAGAAUAUGUGUCAUCAUUUGAGAGAUAUGAAAUAAUUGAAUAAUUCAUUACUGGAGCCAUCUUGCUAGUAGAUGGUAGCCUAUGUGAUAUGUGCCAAACAUAACUAUGUGAUUAUAUUUAUUGAUCAAUUCAUGAUAUAAAGAUAAACAUGUAUGUGCCAUCAUGCAUUACUUGAGCUGCCCUACCAGUACAUGGCGACAGACAUACGUGCCCGAGAUGAAAGCUCUAUAGAAAUUUUUGUUUCAUUCAUUCAUUGUAUGAUGAUCAUGUAAAUAUAAUUGCUCAGUGCACAGUGCGCACACUGUUUUGAGUACUAAAUUCCAUAAGGGCAAGCUAUUGUCAAUGUGUUGUCAAAGGGGAAUUUUUAGAUGUUUAAUCUUUGUGAAACACCCCUUUGGAUGAACUUGUGAAGUGAAAACGAAGCCAGAGUUGAAUACGGUCUAUAUUUGACAAUUGGAGAACAACUCUCCUUUUUUUUUCAAAGACAAAGUAAAACCUGUUUUUUGCCAAUAUGCAUCAUGAUAUAAAUGUUAUAAUUGUAUUCAAUCUUUAUAAUAGCACUUUAUGUAAAUGUUUGUAAGUGCUUCAUAUUAUUAUCCCAGUUGUAGCAUGAUUAGUCACUGUAUUAACAGUGGCUGUAGAUCUGUCUUGAAAGUGGGGGGGGGGGGGCUGACCAGGCAAUAAAGCACAAUCAUGUAAUUUUUUUUGUACACUGUUAUUAAUAGAAGUUGGGAGAGGCCUUCAGCCCCUAGCCACCCCCCCCCCCCCCCCCCCCCGUUCUCUGCCAAUGAACAAGGCACUCAGCAUUCAAGGAGAAUUCUAACCUCUUGGUACCCCAUUCACUUCACCAGGGUGGAUAGUGGUAAAUGUGUAUAAAUGCUUUAUUUAUUCAUACCAGUCAAAAGACGGGAGAGCAAAGUACAAACAAAAUAAAUGGUUACAUAAUAAAGAACUAAAAAAUGACAGUUUGGGACCCCAAAGAAGCACAGCUUGUAAUCAGGGGGCCCCUGCAUAUGGUAUUUUACUCAAACAUGGAAUAACUAUGAGAGAAAAAAAUAUUUACAAGGUAUUAACAGAUUACAACAGAAACAUUACCCUCACGCAAGCAUACGCACACUCACACCCACACAGACAAACACACGCAUUCACACUCCAAAAAUGUCACCCCCCGGUCAACUGACAAUUGGUGGGUGUUUCAUAAAGCUGCUCGUAAGUUAAGAGCGACUUUAAGAACGACUGGUGAACCUUUCUUAUGCGCUUGAUCAUCGUCAAUGAAUAUACCAUUUCCCCCGCAUUUUCCACAAGAAAGGACUACCAGUCGUUCUUAAAGUCGCUCUUAACUUACGAACAGCUUUAUGAAACACCCACCUGGGGGGUGUUUCACAAAGAUUAAAGUAUGACCUAGAGUCGCACUUAAAUACCAAGUUGCGUACGGUAUGAAAGGCUUGACCGCAUUGGUCAGAUUGUGUCAUGAGGACGCGCACUAAUGCGUAUCUAUCAAUAAGAUCGCGCGUUGCAUAUCAUGUACGCUUCGGCAUUUAAGUGUGACUUAAGUCAUACUUAUAUCUUUGUGAAACACCCCCCUGGUCUUAAAUUUAUCAAGUAGGUAUUGAUGACAUAAUGCCCAAUGAUAGCCUAGUGUUGCAAUGGGAUUUGAACCCAUUGUCACAACUGUGGUAAAUGGUGGUGACUUUUUACCGGAUUGCUAAGGAGGCAUAAAUGCUUUUAAGCAAGCAACCAGAGGAAUAAGUGGAAUACACAAAUAAAGAGUCCCGUUCAAAAUUGAAAGGUAAAAGCUCAAUCUAUUUCUUUAUUAUAAAGUAAUGUGAAUGCCGUCUUUAAACUCUACUCUCACAUUCUCCAUGUGAGAUUCACUGGCGUUUGAACAAUAUUAAUUUAGAAAAUUAUUUUUUUUACAACAGGUCCACUCAGCUUCUCAUUUUUCCUUCUAGCAAGAUGAUGCAUUCUUAUCUUGAUGUAAGAUAAAGCAAUACGCUUGAUAAGAACAGAGAUAUGAUUAUUGUCAGCUUCACAAUCAAACAUAUGGUCAGACAGGGUAUUGAAGAUGACAUGGCAAUUGACCUCUCCUAGAACAGCAGAUGAAAUGGCAUUAAUAAGUCCAGACGCCUGAGGAAGGUCUCCUCUUGUUACAUUCAGUAACCUCUGAAAGCACUUCUCUGCUGUUUCACAUACUUUUGCAACGUCAAGAGAAGGUCUGACCAAACCACCUCUAUUUUUCUUUUCGAGCAAACUUCCUGGCAUGACCUCUCCUGUAGUUAAUGCAGCAAUGCACUCUUCGCAAGAAAGAUGAUUUUCUGACAUCUUUACAACAUAUCCAGCAAUAUAUGCUAUCACACAGUUCUUAUAAUCAGAAAGAGUAGAGACGUUGGGUGUAUCUGCGUAAUCAUGAUCCGACUCGAAAUGGGUUCCUUAAAGUCAGGUCAUACUUCCUCAUUAAGAGCAUGUCACUAUCAUUGCGUACAUUGGCAGCUCUUGUUGUUGCACUAGAAACAUGAAUGCUUGUCUUGGGCUAGGCAGUUCCCAUUAACUCCUUCAAUUCCCUGUCGAACAAGCAUCUUCCUGUAUGAUGUUGAGAAUUCUCUAGCAGUAGGAUUGUUGUUGCUACCCAAGGAUGACCACAUAGCACAGAAGAAAAGUUCUAGAUGGUCCUGACUCAUCUUAUAGGUAAGAAGAUACUUCAGUUUGCUUCUCAUACAUAUUCUGCACACUCUUUAUGCCAGCUAAGAAACCAAUGAAUGGGGUCUUCCGUGGAGUGGUGAACAUUUUCCUGCCACCUGCAUCAGUUAGCUUGGCGAUGUACUCAUAGGCAUCUGAUAUGAAUGGUUGCUACACGGGAUAAUUUGAUUGCUUAAGUGGUCCCUUAAGGCCUCUUGCUUUGGGGUUCCGUGAAUUGAGGACAUCGAACAGACUGUCGGUUGUGCAUAUGAAUUUGAUGGUGGCAUCACAACCUUGAAAUUGUGGAAGCCCUUGAUCUCUCAAAAACACAAUGGCAUCUGCAACGCUAGUGUUUAGUGUUUGAGCUGCCAAGUUCACUUUCAUUUUCUGUUUUUGCCACUCCAUAUGUGCAUUCUUCAAUUUGUUACCCAAUCGGAGCCCUUCGUCUUCUUGGAUAUUGUGAAGCUCUCUGAUGUACUGCCACUUGAUGAGUUCCUUUCAAUGUCCUUGAUAAUACCAUAUGAUACCAGAGUGUUCCUCAUCAAUCCGUUCUGUUUUAUAUAGUCAUUAUAGUCAAAGUUACUUUAGUUCGCAUUAGUUCUCAUUGUUUAUACCUUACUCCGAUUGAUGUUGUACUUCAAAUUUGACUAUGUAUUGUUUGAUUUUGUUGUGCUUUGUGAACGGAAAAUGAAUAAAUCUAAAAUCUAAAAUCUAAAAUCUAAAUCUAAAAAUAUGAGCAUAUGACAAAUAUCUAGGAACACCUGCACUUGAUGACUUGGAUUCUGCGGAUGUGGAAACGACAGUGAAAGGUCUGGAACUGUCAUCUUUGCUCCGAGUGUUUCCAGCAUACUGAAAUGGCACGAUGGGCCAUCACACGUGAGAGACCUGAUCCAUAUGCCAACAUCCGAUAGCUUGCUGAUGCGUUGCUGUACCAAAUUUGCUCUUUCCUGCCCAGUCAUUCCAUUAAUACAAAAAUAACCAACAGGAAUCUUCCAUGCCGCAUUCAGGGGGACAACCAUAAAUACAAGUGCCUCGGUAGCUAUGGGAUUGGAGUCAUCAUUGCAGUCUGUGCCCAUAUCAAUAUAUCCAUGGAAUUUUUUACCAUCCCACUGCACAUUUUUUUUUAUUGCCAUCUCAUCAAUCAUCAGACUACACACAAGUUCAUGUCCUUUCUCUUUAGCCACCUUGGCCUCAGCUUCAAGAGAGGAGAAAGCUUCCGCUGUGAAUCCUGGCUGCCCAUCUAUAGUAGAAACCUGAAACCUUGUCUGU